AUGGUGGGACUCAUGGCAAACCGUGCCCAGUUUGGGCUCAUCCUUCCUUCCACAAACACCAGUGUGGAGGCCGAGUUUGGUGCCAUGACGGUGCCUGGUGUGUCGUGGCACAGUGGCCGUAUCUUUGUCAACAACCCGGAUCUCAGCACCAGCGAAGCCAUGGAAGAAUUCCUUGUCGACUUACGCAAAGAGAUUGUCCGGGCCGUGCAAAGCGUCUGCCACGCCAAAGUUGACUACCUCGUUAUGGGUAUGUCUGCAGAGACUUUCUGGGGAGGAGCACAGGGUGCUCAGGAGUUCAUCAACUUCAUGUCAGAAACCUCAAACGGCCUUAAGGUCUCGACAGGCGCCGAUUCCUGUCGAGCGGUCAUGAAAGUGUACGGAGCCAAGCGAAUUGGCAUCAUCACCCCUUACCAACCAGUGGGGGAUCAGCAAGUCAUCGACUUCUUCACGCAGAUUGGCUGCGAUGUGGCCGCCCUUCAUGGACUGAAGUGUGCCACUGCAACCUCCAUUUCAGAUGUCCCGGCAGACGAGCUCAAGGACGCAUUUCGAAAGGUGGACGGGCCUGACGUCGAUUUGUUGAUUCAGGCGGGCACGAAUCUUCUGUGCGCGAAAGUAGCUGCCGAGAUGGAAGAAGAACUGGGAAAGCCAGUGAUUGCCAUCAAUACGGCGACUGUGUGGCAUGCUUACCGGACCAACGGCAUCAUGGAUCAAAUCAAGGGCUGGGGAUCUCUACUUGAGAAGCACUGA
This is a messenger RNA of Capronia coronata CBS 617.96, 747 nucleotides long. RefSeq lists its product as uncharacterized. The coding region runs from base 1 to 747 and encodes 248 amino acids. The record is from RefSeq and is a predicted model, not a curated record. Lineage: Eukaryota; Fungi; Ascomycota; Eurotiomycetes; Chaetothyriales; Herpotrichiellaceae. The transcript is spliced from 2 exons.